This is a messenger RNA of Fusarium oxysporum Fo47, 1988 nucleotides long. RefSeq names its product HAD-like domain-containing protein. NCBI's taxonomy places the organism in Eukaryota, Fungi, Ascomycota, Sordariomycetes, Hypocreales, Nectriaceae. The transcript has 2 exons. Gene Ontology annotation, cellular component: mitochondrion. Gene Ontology annotation, biological process: glycerophospholipid biosynthetic process. The record is from RefSeq and is a predicted model, not a curated record. Bases 338 to 1615 code for a protein of 425 amino acids.
GGCCAAGAUGACGCCUUGUUUGGACAUUGUAUCCUCAGGAAUCUGACGUACUUGCCAGUUGCUCUCCGCUUGACAUCUAAAUCUAUAAAGCCCCAGAUUUCUCCCACCGUUCUUGACGGUAGAACUCAUCAGUCUCCAUCAUUCCCCAGAUUCCAUAUCCACUAUCAUCAACAAUUACCAAACACACAAAUAGCUUGACACUCCCCGAGUCAUUUCUCAAUAACCUCUGUUUGAUUAUCAUUACUGGAAGCACCUACCGAUACCUCAACUUCACGCGUCUCGAUUGUUACGCGUGCGCCUGAACAGGACCAUAUCCAUUCCUAGCAACACCAUCAUCAUGUCUUCACAACAGACCGAGUUCUUCAAGGACAACCUCCCCACCCAGCGUGAGGUCACCACCCCCGACUCUGUCCCCAGCUCUCCUGAGCUCGGAAGCUCUAGCUCAAGUGACAGUAUCGCCAGUCUCGGGUCUCCCGCCUCUCCCAUCUCCCCUCCCAUCUCGCAGCCUGUCGCCGACUCGUUCGUUUUCGCUUUCGACAUCGAUGGUGUCUUGGUCCGUGGUGGACGAGCCAUUCCUGAGGCCAUCCAGGCCAUGAAGGUUCUCAAUGGCGAGAAUGAGUAUGGCAUUCAAGUGCCUCACAUCUUUCUCACCAAUGGUGGUGGUAAGACUGAAGAGGAACGAUGCGGUGACCUUUCAGGUCAGCUCAAGUGCGACAUCAAGCCUGGCCAGUUCAUCUGCGGCCACACUCCCAUGAGGGAGAUGGCUGAGAAGUACGGCACCGUCCUUGUCGUCGGUGGUGAGGGCGAGAAGUGCCGACAUGUUGCUGAGGGCUAUGGCUUCAAGGAUGUUGUCACACCUGGUGAUAUCAUCAAGCACAACGCCGCUACUACUCCCUUCCGCAAGCUUACCGCUGAGGAGCAUGCCAACUCCCGUGAGCGAGACUUCUCGGACGUUGUCAUCGACGCUGUCUUUGUCUUCGCCGACUCUCGCGAUUGGGCUGGAGACAUUCAGAUCAUGCUCGACGUUGCUAUGUCCAAGGGCGGCCGUUUGGGUACCCGCAGUGAGACCAACGACGAAGGCCCCCCCUUCUACUUCUCUCAUAACGAUGUUGUCUGGUCUGCUGCACACGAGCAUGUCCGUCUAGGUAUGGGUGCCCUUCGCCGCAUGUUCGAAGUUACCUUCAAGGAUCUCACUGGCGGUAACGGCGUUCUACACACCCACGCCUUUGGAAAGCCUCAGGUUUCCACCUUCGAGUUUGCCUCUCGUCUGAUGGGCCAGUGGCGUCAGACUGAGCAUGGUCUUGUCGCUCCUCCUGAGACUGUCUACUUUGUCGGUGACACUCCUGAGAGUGAUAUCCGAGGCACCAACGCCGUGAACAAGGUUGCCGACAAUGAUUGGUACAGCAUUCUCGUCAAGACUGGUGUCUACCAGGAGGGCACUGAACCCGCCUAUAAGCCUCGAGUCACUGUUGAGAAUGUUCUCGAUGCUGUUAACCACGGCAUCAAGCGUGAGAUGGACAAGAAGGCUGCAAAGGGCCAGAUCUCCAAGUCUGCCCUUAUCCCCGAGUCUGGCAUCACAGAGAUUGCUGUCGACAUGGAUGGUAUUACCAUCUAAUCCAACUCGCACUCUUCACUUCAACAUUACAUUUUGGGUUACCGUUUUUUUCCCCUUUGGAUUUCUGACGGAGUUUCGGGUAUCUUUCCUUUGUUACAUACAGCCAUGCAUUACGAACAGUCCUUUACACAAGCAUCUGCAUAACGGCUUUUUGCAGGUGUCAUGAGCACAAUAUACAAACAAGUCUUGAAGACCGGAUAGAACAGGAAACAUCUGAAUAGACGGAUGGGUUCUAGAUUCGAGGCUUUUCAUCUUAUCUAGCUAGAUUCUUACCUUCUUUGAUGCAGCACCCUACUAUACCCUGAUGAGCAUCACAUCAAAUCCCAUAGAACAGCAAAAAGAUAGAAAAAAUCAAGGCUCUUAUAAUAUCUUC